Verruconis gallopava is the source of this 1919-nucleotide messenger RNA. RefSeq lists its product as uncharacterized. NCBI's taxonomy places the organism in Eukaryota, Fungi, Ascomycota, Dothideomycetes, Venturiales, Sympoventuriaceae. The record is from RefSeq and is a predicted model, not a curated record. The transcript is spliced from 3 exons. Gene Ontology annotation, molecular function: lipase activity. Bases 593 to 1546 code for a protein of 317 amino acids. Gene Ontology annotation, cellular component: membrane.
GUGUUCUGCUGAAGGUGGUGCAGUUACGCGCCCAGCAGAGCCCGAGCGACGUCGAUCGCAAUGCCGCAUGCAGAGCGUCAACGGAACAGCGCGACGAGGCUUUUCGGGCCGCACAGCGCAGCAUCAAAGAUUGCAGGCAGACGGCGCGAAGCUGCGCGCUGGUGCAGGUAUGUGUUCUCGUCCUGUACGGGACGGCUCACGUCCGCUGCGACAUAUCGAAGGGACUUCUUUAGUGGCUUUUCCGUGAGCGGAGCCCUGCAUGGUUAACGGACAGAGAACCCGAACCCGCACGGCAGCUGAUUAUUGGCGUCGCUGGUGGCUUCACAUGCCAGCUGGUUUUCAUCGUGCAGACGGCGCAAGGGCCCAGAUCGGAGCUCGAGAGCUCGGCCUGGGGAUCUUCAGCUGGGGCGCGUCGCGCAGAAUGGCACUUCGCUGAAAGGGAGAGUUCGCCGCUGAUGGUUCACAUAUGAAUGUGACGUGUUCACUCAACUCGUCCUGCGGCGCAACAUUGCAAGUUCGUUCAAAAGCGUCUCGUUCCAGAAGCGUCGGUUCGUUCAGGUCCCAGUGAGCUUUGAUUGCAGUUGACGACACCAUGGAAGACACGAGCAAGGCGGACGGUAUUGCGACGGAGGAAGGCUGGCACACUACGAGCGACGGGCACAAACUGUACACCAAGAAAUGGCUGACGCCGGAAGCGCCAAAGGCAAUCCUCGUCUUCAUCCACGGCUUCUCUGACCACUGCAACGCAUACGGUAUCCUGUUUCCUCGCUUCGCCGCAAGAGGCAUCGAGGUGCACUCCUUCGAUCAGCGCGGCUGGGGCCGCUCCGUGCACAAGGCUAGCGAGAAAGGACUUACAGGACCAACCUCGCAAGUAUUGGACGAUAUCACGUCCUUCAUCAAGCCCUUGUUGCCCCCUAAGCCUGACGUUCCUCUCUUCGUCAUGGGCCACAGCAUGGGUGGUGCGGAGGUCCUCACGUACAUGGCUCAGGGUCCUGAGAGCGUCAAGAAGUACGUGAGGGGCUGGCUGCUAGAGAGCCCUUUUGUGGCCUUCAAUCCAGCGAGCAAGCCCAGUCCUAUCGUCGUCGUGUUGGGUAGGCUGGCAGGCAAGCUGUUCCCGCACAUGCAGAUGGUUCAGAAGCUCGACCCGGCCCUUCUUUGCAGGGACGUGCAGGUGCAAAAGGACUUUGUAGCUGAUAAGCUAUGUCACGAUACUGGCACUUUAGAGGGCCUGGCGGCCAUGCUUGACAGGGCUGCAGGGCUAGACGGAGGCCAUAUCAAGAUUCCGAAGGACGCAGGGGAAGACGGGACGACGAGGGUAUGGUUGAGCCAUGGGACGAAAGACGGAGUGUGCGACUUCCACGGCAGUGAAAGGCUGUAUAAGAGGUGGGACUAUAUCAUGGACAAGGAGUUGGUCGAGCUUGACGGAUGGCUUCAUAAGUUACACGCCGAGCCCAGUCCGGAUAAGGAAGAGUAUGCAAAGCGAGCUGCUGACUGGAUCUUGAACCGUGCAGGAUCGCUAGACAGCCUGGUGAGAGCCAAACUAUGACCUCGUACUGUUUUGAUGUUGUUCUGAAACUUCUUCCGCUGCAGAAAUCUCGUGGCUAUUGAUCCGUCCUUGAGUUGCGUUGAGUUUGCUUCACGAACAGCCCCCCCACGCUCUUCUUCCACAUCUAAACCACAGCGUUUGGCUCCUAUUGCAUGCCGGCUGAAAAUCUAGGGUACCAGCCUUAUGAAUGAAUGAAUGGAUAAACGAUGUCAACAGGAAAACAGUGAAGCGUAAUUCUUGAGGAAAUAUAGGAACGCGAUAAAUUUCCACAUUGUGUAAAGUGAACACAUUUGCCAAGUUUCUUUUCUCCGGCUAUGGGGGCUAUCGUAGUACAAGUUGAAGCCAUUCAAUUACAUCCUCGGGUUGACGGCUU